Molecule: messenger RNA, 1619 nt
Organism: Spea bombifrons (plains spadefoot toad)
Lineage: Eukaryota; Metazoa; Chordata; Amphibia; Anura; Pelobatidae
Gene: HIBADH
Product: 3-hydroxyisobutyrate dehydrogenase
Exons: 8
Coding region: 87-1076 (329 amino acids)
Biological process (GO): L-valine catabolic process
Cellular component (GO): mitochondrion
Molecular function (GO): NAD binding; 3-hydroxyisobutyrate dehydrogenase activity; NADP binding
Source: RefSeq, a predicted model, not a curated record
AGAGCUGUCAGUCGAAUGUAACCCGCACGUCACAGAAGGCGUCUAUUCAAGGUGCCUAGAAGUGGAGGUCAGCGGGAGGAAGAAGUAUGGCAGCCCUGAUCAGAAAGUCUUGCAAUGUUCUGCACAGUUCUGUCAGCAGGCAUGCACGCUUUACAAUGGUAUAUAGGUCAAUGGCCUCCAAAACAUCAGUUGGAUUUGUUGGACUUGGGAACAUGGGAAAUCCAAUGGCAAAAAAUCUUCUGAAACAUGGCUACCCUGUCAUUGCAUAUGAUGUUUUUCCAGAGGCCUGCAAGGAGUUCCAGGAUUCUGGUGCUCAGAUCACAGAUUCUCCAGCUGAUGUCGCAGACAAGGCUGAUCGCAUUAUUACCAUGCUGCCAUCAAGCGCCAAUGCUGUAGAAGUCUACACUGGGUCAAAUGGGAUAUUGAAGAAAGUGAAGAAGGGUUCUUUGCUCAUUGACUCGAGCACUAUUGAUCCUGCAGUAUCUAAGGAACUAGCAAAAGCUGCUGAAAAAAUGGGAGCUGUGUUCAUGGACGCCCCGGUAUCUGGUGGUGUCGGGGCUGCUCGUGCUGGAAACCUCACAUUUAUGGUAGGCGGCGUAGAACAAGAGUUUGAUGCCGCAAAAGAAUUGUUAUCGUGUAUGGGAGCCAAUGUGGUCUACUGUGGUGAAGUUGGCACAGGCCAGGCUGCAAAGAUUUGUAACAACAUGCUGCUGGCUAUUAGCAUGAUUGGAACUGCGGAAACAAUGAAUCUUGGAAUCAGAUUAGGGCUUGACCCAAAGCUGUUGGCCAAAAUCUUAAACAUGAGCUCAGGUCGGUGUUGGUCAAGCGAUACCUAUAACCCUGUUCCGGGAGUGAUGGAAGGAGUGCCAUCUGCAAAUAACUACCAAGGAGGAUUUGGGACCACACUCAUGGCAAAGGAUCUCGGGUUAGCGCAGGACACUGCUACCAACACCAAAAGUCCAACCCCACUGGGAUCCCUCUCCCACCAGAUAUACAGAUUAAUGUGUGCCAAGGGCUAUGCUCAGAAAGACUUCUCGUCUGUCUUCCAGUUUUUACGUGAAGAUGAGAAUUUGUGAAUAGAUAUCUAGUGAACUUAGAUUUAAAUCACUAUUUUUGGAAUAUCCCUAUUACCCUAAAAACAUAGUAAGCAAAGUGAAAGGUUAAAAGUGAGUUGUCCAAUGGUGGUUCAAUUUUGUCUUGUUAAACAUGGCAAAACGAUAGAUUUCUGUUUAAGCAUGGGACAGGCAACAAAAGUAGUUUAAAAACAAAAUGGCUGGUUGAAUUUCAUGGCGUAAACAACUCUUAACCCGGUGAAUAUUAACAUUUGUAGAGUUUCUUACAGGCCUACACCUUUUAGGGUUAGUUCAUUAGAGCACUUUCCUGUGAAUCUGGAUCCGAUUGUGUCAGAAUCUUUUGACGUGUCUAGGAGGAAACGUCCAUAUUUUCAGAACAGAGAAGAAUCCGUCACUUUUUCUAAACCCUUCACUGAAAAACGUGCGUUUUACCUUAUCCAACACUAUACCAUAAGGUGUACAGAGGAGUUGUGGCUUAUCCUGUAUUAAAACUGUAUUAACUAACACAAUCUUAUUGAAACACUGUGAUUAAAUACUUUCUCCCCA